CAGCUUCAUUAUUUGUAUCUAUCAAAUGUAGAACGUUUAGUAAAUUUGAUGGAUAGUAAAUGCGAUAUUUAUCGUAUUUCAGCUCGUAACGUUUACAUGAUAUGGACGGGUAAUGACAGUAUAGGAAACUGCAAAAAUGUAUUGUGCAUUAGGAAGAUGUUUUUGUAGGAAAAAUGCAGUAAGAGCUUUAAGUACGGGUGAAAUAUCCACUGCACUGCGACCUUUUUAUUUUACCGUUCACCCCGAUCUUUUUGGACAAUAUCCCACGCAAAGAACAGUAAAUGAAAAUUCUUUAAAACAACUAAGUUCUAUUAUAGAAAGUUUACAACAACAAAGACCAAUAAGACCUACCACUUUACCAUUUUAUUUACGCUCAAAAAAUGAAAAGGAACUCAAGUCUGGAAAAUUUACUUUGGUACAGAUACAGUUGAAAGAAAAGGAUUUAAGACAAACUAUACUUUCUAUCUUGAAGACAUGUGAUUUGCCAACAACGUUUGUAGAUCAAAUUGAAGAACAAAAGCCACCAGAUAGUACAAAGUACAAGUCAAGAUAUUGGCAAAGAAAAGGAGCUGGGGAAGAUAUAGAUUUCUCAGAACUAGAAGAUGAUCCUAUUUAUGCAUCUAUUUUAAUGAAAAGAAAAAUUAAUUCAGAACCUGAUACUCUUAAGGCAUAUUUAGAUAAACACAUUAAUGAAGUACAUGUGAAGUUAGAAGCAUGUAGACCAAUGAGAGAAGAAGUACAAAAGUUAGAAAAGAUAUUAUGUUCUGAAUUAGGUUUGAAAAAUAUUAUAUGGGACUGUGGAUGGAAUAUAGCUCAUUACAGGGGAUGUUUAUUAGCUUUUAAGGCAUUAGCUGAACAUCAUCCUGAACCAAUGGAAGUACUCAAAAAUAGGACACUUGUCUUUGCUAAUGAUACUGGCAUAAGUGUAGAGGGAAAUGUUAUGUUAAAUUCAGGUGAAGUUAGACACAAUUGGCUUGAUUUAAUCAAGAACAUUCAGAAGUAUGAUGUGGUAUUAUUUAGAUUACCAGCUUUCGAAAAGGCAGUUUCACAAGUGCUUCUUGACAUUAAAGUUGGUCGACGGAAAUUCAUGCCAAAAGUAAUGGUUAGCCAGUAUGAACGUCAACUUCGACAACUUACAACAACCCUCUCGGAUUAUCGAGGACGACGAAAUUAUCCGAAAAUGUGGCCAGCCGAUUUAUCUACUUAUGAAAUCGUAAUUGAAGCUGAAGCAGGUCCUUUAAUGCUCUCUCCUACUGGACAGUUUAUAGUUCCAUCUUCAUGUCCAAGUUUCCUUUUAGUAAACUUUAUUACUGAUAAUUUAGAAGAAGCCACUAAAAGAUUACAUCAUUACAAUAACAUAAAAUAUGUAGAACGUGAACUACAUGACAAAACAGUCCAGGAAUUGGGGUUGACUGUUUUAAAUAAGGAUGACAGUAUAACUCCUGAUUUGAUGAUACAAUGCUGUGAACGCCUAUUAUUGCAUAAAAGCAUUCUAGCUCCUUUAUUGAAAGGUGUUAUGCUUUGGGUGACACAUUAUUACUCUGUUAUGAGUGAUGGUGUAUUAUGUAUUCCAUGGGACUGGAAACUUUGAGUUUCAGUGUAAAAUAUUUUCUAAUGUCUUCUUGCUGUUUUUAACUUCGUACCAAUUAAUAGAACAAUGACAAAAAACUGAUUAAUUGUUAAUAAUUAUUAUGUAGGUUAUACGUGUGAUAAAAGAUUUACAUAGAUUACAUAGAUUAGUUAGAUUUACAUAGGUUAAAAAACUAACUUAGGGAAUUGCACAAAGCAAAUAACUUUUGCAUUAUGCUUUGUAAAAUACAAUUAGCAAUGCAAAUAAUUCAUUGUACCUUAUAAGCUAUAUUUGCAUGUUAAAUGUAAUUAUUAUGUAACUAAUCUUAAUACAUUGUACAUGAAUUUUUGAAUUUGAGUAAAUAUAAAAAAGAGGAUAUUUUGUAAAAUCAUGCAAUGCGAAUAAUGCAUGUAGAAAAAUAAAGAUUAGAAAAUUUUUACAUUAA
Bombus huntii is the source of this 2015-nucleotide messenger RNA. Its product is annotated as T-cell activation inhibitor, mitochondrial-like. Lineage: Eukaryota; Metazoa; Arthropoda; Insecta; Hymenoptera; Apidae. The transcript has 8 exons. The coding region runs from base 137 to 1591 and encodes 484 amino acids. Gene Ontology annotation, cellular component: mitochondrion. The record is from RefSeq and is a predicted model, not a curated record.